UUAACAUCCCCCAUACUUUACUUAGUUAAGUAUAUCAUAGAAAUAGACAUACAAAUUAGUGUAGUGUAGUAUUCAACAAUGUCUGCUGCCGAUAAAAUCAGAGCCGAAGUAGCAGAUGAGAAGGAUGUUUUAGAUUUUAUUAAUUCUUUACCAGAUUCUAAGUCAGGUACUCCUAAACCUCAAUUAUCGACUAAUGAAUCUAAUACUAAAAGUAAUAGUAAAGAUAAUAAUGGAGAUGGUAAUGAAGAAGAUUUUUUAGAAUUUUUAGAUGAAUUGGCUCAACAUGAGAAAAAAUCAGGUACUGGAACUAAUUUAUCUACUGGAAUUCCAAGUAAAUUAGAACCUAAAAAGAAAGAAGUUGUUGAAGUUAAUCUUGAUGAAGAAUAUACUACAACAACUGAAACUGAAAAGACAACUCCAACAACUACUGAAUCAUCAGCUAAUGAAGAAAUUAAUGUUCCUGAUCCAAUUAGUUCAAUUACUAAUUGGUGGUCUAAAGUAGAAGGAACGACUAAAGUUAAUAGUCUUUGGGAUACAAUUGCAUCAAAUGCUCAAAAUAUUGGUGAACAAACUUACCAAUUAGCUAGUACAACAACAAAUCAAUUAAAUCAACAACGACAACAAAAUAGUUUAAAGUUUAAUGAUUUACUUGAAAAUGUUAAACAUAUCAUAUUAGAUGAUGAAGAUGAUGAAAAUUAUAAUGAUGAUGAUGAUGAUAAUAAUGAUAAUGAUGAUAAAUAUGAUGAUUAUUUACGCGUGAUUGUUAUAUAUGAUAUAUUAAAUUUAGGUUAUAUUCGUCAAUUAAUUAAUCAAAACUUCAAAACUAUAAUGAGACAAGUUGAAGGUGAUAUUAAAAUUAGAGUAAUUGAUCAUAAUAAAGGUCGUCGUUUAUCAUUACCUAGUGAAGGUGGUAAAUUAAAUAUGUUUUAUGGUAAAAUUAUUGAUGGAGAGAAAUUAUGUUUUGCUAAUUUAGAUUCAACAAUUAAAGAUUUUAAGAAUAAAUUAGAUGGUAAGACUGAAGAACAAAGAGCUAGACAUCUUAAAAGAUCAAAUAUUUUUAUAUCUAUUCAACCAAUUACUAGUAAGAUUGAAGGAUCAGGUGAUAAUAAACAAAAUCAAGAUGCUGCUGAUGAUGAUGAUGAUGAUAAAGCUAUACUUAUUGAAAGUAAUAAUGCUGAUCUGUUUUCAUUCACUAUUAUCUUAAAGGAUGUAACUAAUAAUAUUACUAUAAUUACUAAAACUCAACCAUUCCCAUUAAAAUGGGCUAAAUGGUUAGAUGGCGAAGAUAGAGAUGUAUUUAAGAAUGAAGGAGAAGGAGAAGGAGAAGGAGAAGGAGAACAAGAUGAAAAUAAUACUGAAAAUUUACCAGAAGAUUUAGGAAUUGAUCCAAGUGAAUGGGUUAAGGAUUGGAUUAAACAGGGAUUAAAUUUAAGUUUUUCAGUAUUAACUCAAGAAUAUAUAAUUAAGCGUAUGGGGAUAUAAUUAAUUAAUUAGUUUAUUAGUUUAUUAGUAUUUCAUAUAUUUAAAUUGAAUUAAAUUAUAUUAAAUUAUAUUAAGUUAUAUU
Scheffersomyces amazonensis is the source of this 1564-nucleotide messenger RNA. RefSeq lists its product as uncharacterized. NCBI's taxonomy places the organism in Eukaryota, Fungi, Ascomycota, Pichiomycetes, Serinales, Debaryomycetaceae. Bases 79 to 1482 code for a protein of 467 amino acids. The transcript has a single exon. The record is from RefSeq and is a predicted model, not a curated record.